Molecule: messenger RNA, 3212 nt
Organism: Penaeus monodon (black tiger shrimp)
Lineage: Eukaryota; Metazoa; Arthropoda; Malacostraca; Decapoda; Penaeidae
Exons: 10
Coding region: 233-2947 (904 amino acids)
Biological process (GO): chloride transmembrane transport; chemical synaptic transmission; regulation of membrane potential
Cellular component (GO): synapse; membrane; neuron projection
Molecular function (GO): protein binding; chloride channel activity; extracellular ligand-gated monoatomic ion channel activity
Source: RefSeq, a predicted model, not a curated record
AGGGGGGUAGAAGGGAUGCCUAUAUUACACUUGAUUGUUGUAAUAAUCAUCCUUGUCAUUGAUAUUCGUAUUAUCAUUGUUGUUAUUAUUAUUUAUUAUUAUUAAUAUUAUUAUCACCAUUAUUGUUAUGAUUAUGAUCAUCGUCAUUAGCCCUACAGCCUUAGUUAUUUUCACAGAAUAACAGUAUAACACUGAUGUCACUUGAAACACUUCAAAGAGGACUUCGGACACAAUGAAAUGGAAGGUCAGCUGGACGUCAUGGGGACGCAUCUCCCUCUUCCAAGUACUCAUUUCCCUCCUGCAGAAACAUGCCGGGGCCUUGGAUGUGUACAGCUUUCAGCAGGAGGGCGUGCAGUCCGACGCCCACAUCUUGUACUCUGAACCUGCAGGAGACACCGAAGGGCAGGGAUGGAGACGUCCCUUCACGCCCGAGGACUUCAGCGUGUGUCUUCGCCUCAAGUUCUUCUUCCUGUGGGAUCUCUCGGGAUUUCUGGAGCUCUGGGAGGAGACGGGGGUGGGGGACUCGCCUGCAUCUUUCCUUAGGGCUGAGCUGGACCUGCAUUACCUCCGCGUCAGGAUGGGCAUCUUCAGGCAAUUCUUCUUCAUGCCACGCCCCCUGCGGGCCCUCACAUGGUACCACGUCUGCAUCAUCUACUCCCAGGACACGCUCGAGCUCUAUUUAAACGGGGACCUGCAAGGAAGUCACCCAGGACGACCCGAGAUCCCUUUGGAAGGGACGCGACUCAAGGUUGGCGCUUGGGAUGCCGUCAGGAGCUUCAGCGGCGAGAUAACGGAGGUAAACGUGUGGAGUCGCGCCUUGAACAUGGACGAAGUGGCAUCGUUGGUGAGCUGCAGAGAGAGCGCAGAAGGUGAUGUGGUCGCCUGGACGGACACCUGGACGGUGCACGGCGACGUAACGAAGUCGGAGGUCCCUCACGAGAGGGUCUGUGGCCAAAGGAGAGACACGAAACAGUUCUUCUUCCCUCCCGUCUCGUCCAGGGUGGCCUUCCAGGUGUGUGAGGGGUUGGGGGGCUCGGUGACGACGCCUCGAAGGGCAGAAGAAGUGGAAAACCUCAGGCGACUCACCUCUAGCUUUGCCGACAGCGAGACCUGUCCGAGGCUGUGGACGGGGGUCACGGACGCCGCCAAGGAAGGCGAAUGGAGAUACCACAAAGACGGUCUUCCUGCGCAAGUCUCGUGGCGACCCGCGGCGCCCGACGGAGACUUCCUGCAGAACUGCGCCGCGAUUCUUCUCGAUGGGUCCUCGACCGGCCUGACUGACAUGGCGUGUUCCCGCAAGCUGUGCACGGUGUGCGACGUGCCGGAGGGGAUCGUGUGGACGCUCCUGGGCGCGUGCGAGGAGUACCCGAGGAACAUCCACUUCGUCGCCCGCCAGAAGGCCUCGGGGGAGUUCCACUUCCGCGGUUAUUCCAGCUACAUGAUUAUGAGGAACGACACGGACGGCCGCUGGGUCUGGUGGGACCGCCAGAGGAACGAGGUCGUGGCCGUCCUCUCCGAAAGCGAAUCCGGCUUCCCGAUGGGACGGCACAGCUGGGUCCUGCGGCGCCCCGCCUGCGGGAAGAUUCCUCCCGUGGAGCACACGCUCCUGUUGACGCCCUGCGAGGCGGGCAACUUCUCGUGCGACGAUGCAACGUGCAUCCCCUUGUACCAGCGCUGCGACCUCAAGUUCGACUGCAGAGACAAGAGCGACGAGAGCGACUGCGAACUCGUGCAGUUCCCGCCCGUGUACCGGCCGGACCUUCCGCCGAGCGACGUCGCCUCCGCUGCCUCGGAGCCGCUCCCCGUCGGCGUCUGCAUGGUGCUCGAAAGCGCCAAUGUGAUCAGCAGCACCAUGAUGAUCAACACCAACUACAACCUGAGUCUGACGUGGCGCGAAGGGCGGGUCAACUACCUCAACCUGAACAAGGACUAUACCCUCAACAGGGUACCAUACAACAUCAUGAGAAAGCUGUGGGUGCCGACGGUAGACUUCACCAACACCCACAGCAACCACAUCACCCACGCAGACGAGGAAGCUACCAUGAUGGUGCUCAUGUCAGGAGAGCCGACCAUGGGAGGGGACACGCAGCCCCAGGAAGUUGAAGUGUAUUCAGGAUGGGACAAUCCUUUGACGAUUCGAAGGAAAUACAGCGAGACAUUUCAGUGUGAAUUUGAUUUGUCGAUGUAUCCCUUUGACCACCAGGAAUGCCACUUGGUGCUGACGAUGCUCUCGGCCUCCUCGCGUCUACUGGUCUUCCACGAGAACAUAAGUGAGGCCGUUUUCGUGGGGAAUCCUCAUCUGGUGGAGUACACUGUGGGCCGAGUGAGCGUCGACGUCAUGAACCAGAAUGAUUUCGCGGUCAUGCAUGUAAAGAUAUCGCUAGUGAGACGCGCUGGUCACAUCUUAAUGAACGUGUACAUCCCUUCGAUGUUACUCCUCGUUGUGAGUUAUGUUACCUUGUACUUCCGCGUCGGGAUAUUUCAAGCCAGGGUUCUGGGAACUCUCACCGCCCUGCUGGUCAUGGCUACGUUAUUCACGCAGGCGUCCUCCCACCUCCCGAAGACGUCCUACUUCAAGAUGGUGGACGUGUGGCUCCUGACGUGCAUCGUCGUCAUCUUCAUCAUCAUCGUCUUUCAUGUUCUGAUCGACAGGGCGUUCGAGAGAGCCGAGAGAGCACCUCCCGUGACUCCUGCUGCGCCUUCGCUGUCCCCCGCAAAGCAAGCCAUGAAAGUGCACCCUUCAGAAGGAACCGCUACCACAGUCUCCUCCAGAGACCCGAUAGGCGCCGUGGAGUUCUUGUCCGCCGGCAGGAGUACGAGUCUUCGCCUUCGUCGGCGCGUUCGCACUCCUCUCUAUCAGAACUUGAUCCUGGGAGCUCGUGUGGCCGUGUUUGCAGCGCUCCUUACGUUCAACGUCGUUUACUGGAGCACUGUAUUCCUACACUAAGUAUUCUUUCGGGUAUUUCUGAAUGUUUGGCAACUAUAAUGGUCUUAUUCCCGUCCCCUUUUAACCAACUCUUUUCUUCCUUUAUUUAUCUUUGCAAACGGAUGUGUUGCACCCAUGUCGUUUUGUUUUUAGUUUGUAUUAUUUUCUCCAUGUAUCUCGAACGUUUCAUGAUGAAGUCUUCUCAUAUCACUGCUCGUUGCAUUUGUAAAAUAUUCAUAUAACAAGAGGAUCUUCCUUUUUGUUCGUAUCACUAUUACUCGUGUGU